AUGGCGUCGGCUCCUGAUUACAGUUCCUACAGCCAAUCAAGUUCUCAGCCGGGGUAUGCUUCGUAUGCUGCUCCGGCCUCUCAAGCCUAUGGACAAUCUGCCCAGCAGAGUUAUGGCCAGCAAAGUUAUGGAUCCUAUGCCCAGCCUGCUGCUGCUGCGGCUGACAAUGCGUUCACCCAGGCAACCCCAGCUGCUGGAAGUUACACUCAACAGCAACCUCCGCAACAAUACAGCUCCUCCUAUGGCCAGCCAGCACAAGCUGGCUAUCCUGCUGCCCAGUCGACUGCUCACAGUUACACCCAGUCGUCCCAGGCUUAUGGCGCACAGGCUUAUGACGGCGCUCCUGCUGCUGCUGCUGCCGCCGCCGCUGCGGCUGCUCCAGCUGCUUCCCAGUCUUACGGGUCUCAGCCGGGGUAUACUGCUCAGUCUGGAUAUCCUGCUUAUGGCCAGCAGCCAGCUCCUGCUGCACCACAGAGUUACAGUGCGAACAGCCAGCCUGCUGGUUACACUCAAAGCAGCUACUCCCAACAGGCAGGAUAUGGCCAGCAGCAGUCUGGCUACCAGGCUCAGCAGAGCAGCUACAGCCAACCGCAGGGUGGGUACCAGCAGCAGGCCCAGCAACAAGCCCCUCCUGCUUACCCACCCCAGGCUGCAGGUUCCUAUGGGCAGCCCGCAGCCAGCCAGUAUGGCCAACAAGGUGGACCGCCCAGCUAUCAGUCCAACCAUUACAAUAAUUACAGACAGGAUGGCCAGGGUGGGGGUUCUGGCUACUCAGAACCUUCAAGGUACUCAGAGGGCAGGGGUCGUGACGGUUUUGACAGAGGAGGAAUGAUGCAUCGUGGCCGUAGCGGCAUGGGUCGUGGCGGCAUGGGUCGUGGCAUGGGCAGCGCUGGAGACAGAGGUGGCUUCAGUAAGCCUGGUGGACACAUGGGCGGCGAAGAGCGUGAGAUGGGACGGCCUGAAGAGCAAGACGAAUCUGAGAACUGCGCUAUCUACAUGACUGGCUUGACUGAGAAGGCCAACAUUGAGGAGAUGGCAGAAUUCUUUAAACACGUCGGGCCAAUUAGAUUCAAUCGCAGGCUCGGCCAGCUUGCCAUUAACAUCUACACUGACAAGGAUUCGGGAAAGCCCAAGGGAGAUGCCACCCUCUCCUACGAGGAGGCAGCAUGCGCCAAAGCUGCUGUGGAGCACUUUGAUGGUAAGGAGUUUCAGGGCCGCAGGCUCAAGGUGUCAAUGGCACGCCGUAAAACCCAGAUCCCCAUGCGUGAUGGCAUGAUGGGCCGUGGAGGUAUGAUGGGCCGCGGAGGCGACCGUGGCGGGUUCAUGCCCCGAGGCGGCCCACGUGGCAUGGGCCGAGGUGGGCCGACAGGAGCCAACAUGCAGCAAAGGGCCGGGGACUGGGAGUGUCCCAAUCCGGGUUGUGGCAACCAAAACUUUGCCUGGAGGAUGGAGUGCAACCAGUGCAAAGCUCCCAAACCAGAGGGCAUGAGCGGUGGGCCUCCAUUUGCUCCUGGAGGUGAACGAGGCAGAGGCGGAAUGGGAAUGCGAGGAGGCAGAGGAAUGGACCGCGGCGGGCCCGCAGGUGGUCCCGGAGGCUUCCGAGGAGGCUGGGGAGGCGAUCGUGGUGGAUUCAGGGGGCGCGGCGGCAUGGACAGAGGUGGUUUCCGUGGUUCCCGUGGAGGUCCGCCCAUGGGUGGCAGAGGAAGGGGAAUGGGACCACCAGGUGGCAAGAUGGAUAUGAGGGACCAUCGCCAGGAGCGCAGAGAGAGACCAUAUUGAAGUUCUUAAACCUUCCUUGUAUGGAAUUUGUUUUAAGAUGAGCGUUUUUAAUUUAUGGUUCCAUAUGUUGAUCAGUUAUCAGACUGCUUUCAAACAUCCUCUGCAGUUUCCACUUCCAUUUUUACUUUACUUAUUCUAGUUUGUUUAUAUGACAACUUAUGUGCAUGCCUUUUUUAAAAUGCUGCUUAGUUUUGUCAUUGUAUCAACGCAGUACAUGUGCAACAGCCUGCCCCCUUUCCUUCAAAAAUUGUUGUGGGGAAUAAAUCUUUUAUUGAUA
Molecule: messenger RNA, 2056 nt
Organism: Phyllopteryx taeniolatus (common seadragon)
Lineage: Eukaryota; Metazoa; Chordata; Actinopteri; Syngnathiformes; Syngnathidae
Gene: ewsr1b
Product: EWS RNA-binding protein 1b
Exons: 15
Coding region: 1-1779 (592 amino acids)
Biological process (GO): regulation of DNA-templated transcription
Cellular component (GO): nucleus
Molecular function (GO): transcription coregulator activity; RNA binding
Source: RefSeq, a predicted model, not a curated record